UGAUGUGAUUGAAGUCUAUAUAAACCAACAAUCUACUCCUUCACCUCGAUCUACUCCAACCACGACCACCGCCGCCGUCACCAAUUCGAUGACCACGACGACCAGCCAGCGGAGACAGGCCAUGGCGACCUGCAGCCAUCUGCUCCUGGCGCUCGUCGUCGUUGCCGCCGCCGUUGAUUCCACCGCGGCGUUCGAUCAGGAUCACACGCCGUUCAAGCCGAUCCCGGACCUCUCCGUCCCGCGCAUCCAGGAGCUCGGCCGAUGGGCCGUGCAGCAGCACAAUGAUCAGACGGGCGACCGCCUGACGUUCACCAGAGUGAACGGCGGGCAGUUCCAGAUUGUGGCGCCGGCGCUCAACUACCUGCUUGACAUUGACGCGACCAACGUCCACGGCACGGCCAGCACGCACACCGCCCUCAUCUUCGUGCAGUACUGGACCAACACGCAACGGCUCGACUCUUUCAACUGAUCCAACCAAUGACAUAUGUACCGAUCGCGCUGUUAGAAGGGAGAGAGAGGAAUUGUUGCGGAAUAUGAUGGAUGUAUUAUUGAGCCUUGAGGGCGAGUAUAUAUUGAGUACAAGACUUGGAGGGCAAGACGCCUCUCCUAGAGAUAAGGUAGGAAUCCUAAACUACCAAAUAUAUGUAACCCAAAUAUAUCUCUAACAUCCCC
Messenger RNA from Triticum aestivum (bread wheat), 672 nucleotides. RefSeq names its product cysteine proteinase inhibitor 8-like. The transcript has a single exon. Gene Ontology annotation, molecular function: cysteine-type endopeptidase inhibitor activity. The record is from RefSeq and is a predicted model, not a curated record. The coding region runs from base 89 to 469 and encodes 126 amino acids. NCBI's taxonomy places the organism in Eukaryota, Viridiplantae, Streptophyta, Magnoliopsida, Poales, Poaceae.